Paracoccidioides lutzii Pb01 is the source of this 504-nucleotide messenger RNA. RefSeq lists its product as hypothetical. The transcript has 2 exons. The record is from RefSeq and is a predicted model, not a curated record. The coding region runs from base 1 to 504 and encodes 167 amino acids.
AUGAAUAAUAAUUCGAUUGUCGACCUUACCAUCUCUUCCCCGCCGUCGUCAGUGGGCCAAAGCUCAUCGAACAUGUAUGUUCAUCGGCCGAGGAGUGAGUUACCGUUCGAUGCCCCAGAGGGCUCUAGAUCUCUUAAACGACGUCGACUAGAUGAUUCUUCCGUCGCUGGGCCUUCAUCUCAUACACCCCAUCAGAAUCACCAGCCCAGAAUCUCAGAGAAUGACCCAAAUAUCGAAUCGAUCGACCUCACAGAAGUGAAUGAUAAGUCAUCAUUGGCGAAAGCUCUCUUAAAACGACGUGAAGAUGCUGCGAAGUCAGAGCAUACAUCUGUCGAUGUGGGCAGUCGAUCAGCUCUGGCAGCAUAUAAAUGUCCUGACACCUUUUCUGCCAUAAAUGCAUUGUCGAUACGCUUCGAUUUGGCGAGGAAAGAGCGGCUCAUGAUGGACAUGGGAAAACACCUCGUGGCAGAUGUCCCGUCUGUCGGCAAGCACUCUCUCGAUUAG